GCGUAAUCCGGUGGGAUGUCGCGUUCGCGUUUCGCCACUUCACUGCGCUUGGGACCAUCACCAAUGGCUAUAACGUAACCAAUUCGCGAUCGGAACAAGAUGCCACCUCACUGUCGAAAGGCUUAGUGAAUGAGGAACCGUGGCUCCUCGUAGGAUAGUGCUUGCCGCCGCAUGACAGGCACUCAACGUCAGAAGUCAUGUCAUCGUCGUCCCCGUUGCUCGAGCCAAAGCGCUUCUUUCGCGACACCUCCCCGGUGGACGCGGCGGAGCGCACUCAGUCGCAGUUCACUUAUAGGCAGCUUUCACAGCUCGCCGCAUAUUCGACGUCAUGUCCGCUUCGUGUGAUUUCACACAUCGAUCUGGAUGCGUUUUAUGCCCAGUGCGAAAUGGUGCGGCUAGGUGUUGAUGAGGACAGGCCUCUUGCUGUGCAGCAGUGGCAAGGGCUGAUUGCCGUCAACUAUCCUGCUAGAAAAUUUGGCAUUUCACGACAUUGUGCUAUUGAUGAUGCACUUAAGCUAUGUCCUGAAUUACAAGUUCAACACGUUGCAACCUGGAGGGAAGGCGAUAAUACUUGGGCGUACCGUGGCGAUGCAGCUGCGAACAUCGCUACAGACAAGGUCUCUUUGGACCCAUAUAGACUGCAGUCACGAACGAUUCUGGCACUGAUAAAAGAGUGCCUUCCGCCUCACCAGUGCAAAGUGGAAAAGGCAAGCAUCGAUGAAGUGUUUAUUGAUCUCUCGGCCAAUGUACACUCCAAGCUCAUAGAAAGAUUUCCCGAGUUGGCUUCUCCGCCACCAGGAGCUGAUGCACAGGCACGUCUGCCUCUACCACCAGUGAGUGCCCUCGACUGGCAGGCAGAUGCGCUAAUCGAGCUCGACGAGACCGAGACCGAGACCGACGACCCGGACUGGGACGACAUUGCUCUGCUCAUUGCUUCAGAAAUUACCCGCGACAUCAGGCAAACGAUAUUCACCAGACUAAAAUACACUUGCUCGGCGGGCGUCGCGGGCAACAAGCUACUCAGCAAGCUUGGAUCUGCCCAUAAGAAGCCCAAUCAGCAAACGGUGAUUCGUGGCCGAGCUGUCCGCAAGUUCCUCUCAGACUUUAAGUUCACCAAGAUUCGCAACCUCGGUGGUAAGCUGGGCGACCAGGUGGUCGCGGCAUUCGGCACCGAGUCUGUUUCUGACUUGCUCGAGGUGCCGUUAGAUCAACUGAAGCUGCGGCUGGGCGAGGAAUCAACGGCGCUAUGGGUAUAUAACACGAUCCGUGGGAUCGAUAACAGCGAGGUCAACUCGAGAACACAAAUCAAAUCCAUGCUUUCAGCAAAGUCGUUCAGGCCAAGCAUUCACUCGGUAGACCAGGCAAACAAAUGGCUUCGCAUCUUCUCAGCAGACAUAUUUUCUCGGCUGGUCGAGGAAGGCGUCCUCGAGAACAAGAGACGCCCAAAGACUAUGAACCUGCAUCAUCGGCACAAUGGCCAAUCCAAGGCACGAUCGUGUCCGAUACCCCAAGGGGUGAGAGUGCUCGACGACAGUGUGCUGUAUGAGCUUGCCCAGAACCUCCUGAGGCAGAUUGUGAUGGAGGGCAAGGUCUGGCCCUGUGACAACCUCAGCCUGAACGUCAGUGGUUUUGAAGAUGGGAUAACUGGCAACAUGGGCAUUGGAGGAUUUCUGGUCAAGGGAGAGGAAGCACAGGGUCUUCGGUCCGUCAGCAACCGGGAUAACCCAGCUGGGCAUCAAGAAACCCAACAGCAGCAGCACCAUGACAGUAAACGACGCAAGAUAAAUGGUGGUGGGUUGCAUCGCUUCUUUGGCAAGGCAACUCAGCAGCGUGAGUCCUCGUCGGGGCCGGGGGAGGAUGACGAGUACACGGCAAAAGCGGAAGGUAGCAAGCGCCGGUCCCAAGACGAGUUGCAUCCGACGGAUGCACAGGCUGAAGAGUCGAUGCAAGAAGCUAUCGGAUCUUCUUGCCCGCGCUGCAAAGACGUCUUCUUUAAUACGCCAGAAGAGCUGCAGGACCACCUCGACUGGCACCUCGCCAAAGACCUCCAAGACGAGGAGGAACGUGGAGCUUCUGCAUUCGCUACACGGAGGCAGCCCACCUCGGCGGCACCGCCUGCGAAACCGCGGGGAAGGGGAAGGCCGCCCAAAGGGGCGGCGAAGCCAAAGACUGACCCCGGGCAAAGGCGGUUGAGGUUCGACUGAGACGUUCUACAUCAGGAAGCGGCAGGUGGAUUGGGGUAUCAGCAUCAAUAAGACGGCCUCCCCAUAAACUCCGAUCCCGAUAAGGAGAAGGGAGGGCCCUUGGGCAGGCACGAUUAUUUAGGUUGCAUUUGCAUUGUUAUCAAAGGGAACGUUUGCUCCAUAUUGUUUCCAGGGGUCCAGCUGAAGCUUGGUGUUCUACAGAGUAUCGUUUAGCACUCGUUCACCGCUUCUGACUCUCGGUAGAAGACCAAGGGUUGUAUGCGCGCAUAUACUAUGUAAUGCCAUCUUUGCUUGGAUAGAAUGCGGCAAGAGCUCAAAACACCAAGGAGAUGAUACAUCAGAACAGAGGAUAGGGAUGCGUGCGUGUCAACCUUUCAUUGAGUCGAGCGAGCUUUCUAUGACACAGACUACAGCCAAUGUAUUAUCUUGGCGGGCCUAAGUGUCAAAUCUUGGCCCUUCGUCUCAACCAUGAACAUACGACGAGAUGAAUAUAGGGCUACAUGUGUGAUGUCAAAAACAAGACAAGGUUUUAAUUAUAUACCAAUUGACAGUAAGGCGAUAUGCAGGUUAAUAGGAUGAAUUACUCAGUAAUAAGACCGUUUUCCC
Messenger RNA from Pyricularia oryzae 70-15, 2810 nucleotides. RefSeq names its product sister chromatid cohesion protein Eso1. Gene Ontology annotation, biological process: response to radiation; error-prone translesion synthesis. Bases 198 to 2204 code for a protein of 668 amino acids. The transcript has 3 exons. NCBI's taxonomy places the organism in Eukaryota, Fungi, Ascomycota, Sordariomycetes, Magnaporthales, Pyriculariaceae. Gene Ontology annotation, cellular component: replication fork; nucleus; site of double-strand break. Gene Ontology annotation, molecular function: DNA-directed DNA polymerase activity; damaged DNA binding. The record is from RefSeq and is a predicted model, not a curated record.